Anopheles nili is the source of this 585-nucleotide messenger RNA. RefSeq lists its product as uncharacterized. The transcript has 3 exons. The record is from RefSeq and is a predicted model, not a curated record. Lineage: Eukaryota; Metazoa; Arthropoda; Insecta; Diptera; Culicidae. Bases 1 to 585 code for a protein of 194 amino acids.
AUGGCUUGCGCGAUGUCCUGCUGCUCGUUCGCUAGCGGUCCCGGACACGGUACUCGCCCGGACAGCGAUGCUCACGUAACAGAAAAACACUACGGUUGCUACAAAGCGGGUAUCUUUUUCGCGCUGGCCGUCAUCCUGCUGCUGCUGGUCGGUUGCUUGCCCGUUUUCCUUCUCACGACCAACAACAACCUUGUGUUGCUGAUCCUGCUCAUCACGCUGCUGCUGAUCGGACUAGUGACCUUCGUGUAUUUCCGCUGGCAGCGCAACCGGGCGCUCGCGAUGCGGCGCACGUACGAACAGCAGAAGUUCACGCUGUCACGUGUCCAUCAACCCGUACCAACGCCAGCAACGAUGACGGCACCGAUGUCGAUGAUGGCUGCCACCACGGAUCCUGCAUCCAAUGGCACCGCGAUGAAGGGCCUCAACCCAACCGCAAUGUACCCACCGUACACUGGACAGAAUUCAGCCACCAAAUUGCAUGAUCCCAGCUCAACGAUGACACCGGGCGGUGGCAAGGACGAUUCGUCGGUGGACGGAACGCUGCAACAAUCCAUAAAAAGCCCUCCGCGGUAUUCAUUCAUCUGA